AUGGAGCGGCUGCAGAAGCAACCACUUACCUCCCCCGGGAGCAUCAGCUCCUCCCGAGACUCCAGUGUUCCCGGUUCUCCCUCCAGCAUCGUGGCCAAGAUGGACAACCAGGUGCUGGGCUACAAAGACUUGGCCGCCCUCCCCAAGGACAAGGCCAUCCUGGACAUCGAGCGGCCUGACCUCAUGAUCUACGAGCCCCACUUCACCUAUUCUCUCCUGGACCACGUGGAGCUGCCCAGAAGCCGGGAGCGCUCGCUGUCACCCAAAUCCACAUCCCCCCCUCCGUCCCCAGAGGUGUGGGCGGAGAGCCGGUCCCCUGGAACCAUCUCUCAGGCUACAGCCCCAAGGACCACUGGGACGCCCCGAACCAGCCUGCCCCAUUUCCACCAUCCUGAGACCACCCGCCCAGACUCCAACAUCUACAAGAAGCCACCCAUCUACAAGCAGAGAGAGUCCAUGGGAGGCAGCCCUCAGAGCAAGCACCAGAUUGAGGACCUCAUCAUCGAGUCAUCUAAGUUCCCUGCAGCCCAGCCCCCCGACCCCAACCAGCCAGCCAAGAUCGAGACUGACUACUGGCCAUGCCCCCCAUCACUGGCUGUUGUGGAAACAGAAUGGAGGAAGCGGAAAGCAACCCGGAGAGGCGCAGAGGAGGAGGAGGAGGAAGAAGACGAUGACUCCGGGGAGGAGAUGAAGGCUCUCAGGGAGCACCAGAGAGAGGAACUCAGUAAGGUCACUUCCAACUUGGGAAAGAUGAUCUUGAAAGAAGAGAUGGAAAAGUCAUUGCCUAUCCGGAGGAAAACCCGCUCCCUGCCCGACCGGACACCCUUCCAUGCCUCCUUGCACGGUGGAACAUCAAAGUCAUCUUCCCUCCCGGCCUACGGCAGGACCACCCUGAGCCGGCUGCAAUCCACAGACUUCAGCCCGAGCGGGAGUGAGGCCGGAAGCCCAGGCCUGCAGAACGGAGAGGGCCAGAGGGGGAGGAUGGACCGGGGAAACUCCCUGCCCUGUGUGCUGGAGCAGAAGAUCUAUCCCUACGAAAUGCUGGUGGUGACCAAUAAGGGGCGAACCAAGUUGCCUCCAGGAGUGGAUCGGAUGAGGCUGGAGAGGCACCUGUCGGCAGAGGACUUCUCCAGGGUGUUCGCCAUGUCCCCCGAAGAGUUCAGCAAGCUGGCCCUGUGGAAGCGGAACGAGCUCAAGAAGAAGGCCUCGCUCUUCUGA
This is a messenger RNA of Pipistrellus nathusii (Nathusius's pipistrelle), 1218 nucleotides long. NCBI's taxonomy places the organism in Eukaryota, Metazoa, Chordata, Mammalia, Chiroptera, Vespertilionidae. The record is from the annotation of a GenBank genome assembly.